AACCUCCUCCCACUGAGUGGACAAGGUCCAGUGGCCAUUGCUCUUACCAGGACAGCAUACUAGCAGUUGCUCUUGCCUUGGCUAUUAUUUGCAUAUGUUGCAAGGAGCAUAUCCAUCACUGCCACAUUUACCUUCCUCCUUUGGACUGAGCUGUGAGAUAUACCGAGGAGUGGCAAAAGCCCACCAGAGAGAAGGAAGCUUCUGCCAUGCUUGGCCUCCUCACUUCGCUCUUCUACUUCUGCCUCCUCUUUUCACUGGCCACCAGCUCUGCUGCUGAAAAUGAUGCUGUGGUGGUCACUAGCAGUGGCCCUGUCAAGGGUAAGCGUCUUCUGGUUGACUCCGGUACUGUGACUGCUUAUCUGGGCAUCCCCUAUGCAGAACCCCCCUUGGGGAAACUGCGUUUCCAGAAACCCCAUCCUCACCAGCCGUGGAGCCAAGUCUUGGAGGCUAACAACUAUGGCAACUCCUGCCCCCAGUUCAUUUUUUUGGGAUUCCCUGAUGCUGCCAUAUGGGCUGCCAAUACACCACUAUCAGAAGAUUGUCUCUUUCUCAACAUCUGGGUGCCCCAUCCACAGCCCUCCACACCAGCUCCUGUCAUGGUUUGGAUACAUGGAGGGGGAUUCAUCACUGGCACAGCUUCCCUUGACGUGUACAAUGGAGCAUCCUUAGCUGCUACUGAGAAGGUCAUUGUGGUCUCUCUGAAUUACCGCCUGGGAGUUCUAGGCUUCCUUUCAUUGCCCCCAGAUGCCCCAGGAAACAUGGGCCUGUUGGAUCAACAGUUGGCCCUGAGGUGGGUGAAGGAGAACGCAGCUGCCUUCGGAGGAGAUCCUUCUCGGGUGACCAUGUUUGGCCACAGUGCUGGAGCAGCUUCAGUGGGCCUUCACCUCCUCUCACCAGGCAGCCAGCCUCUUUUUGCCCAAGCUGUGCUGCAGAGUGGAACUCCCGGUGCUGUCUGGGCUUGGAUGAGUCCUGAGGUAGCCAAGCAAAGAGCCCUUGCUUUGAGCCAGUUGCUGGGUUGUCCUCAAGGCAAUGACAGUGUUGUGGUGAGCUGCCUGCAGCAAGUGGAAGCAGCAAAAUUCGCUCCAUAUGAGUUGUCCAAGAUGGCAAGUGAGCUGCUUCUGGAUCUUCCCUUCUCACCAACCACAGAUGGGGAGUUCCUGCCUGACGAGCCACAAAAGCUUCUGGGGUCUGGGCACAUUCAGGCCAAAUCAAUCCUCAUUGGUGCCACCGCCAAUGAAGGGACUACUUUUGUGCGGUAUAGUUUUCCCGAAGCGGUGGAUGGGCUACUCACUUGGGAGCAGCUCCUGAAAGCAGUGAAGAUGACAGUGCGAAGGGCAACUGAGCCAGUUAUUCAGGCUGUGGCACUGAAAUACAGUGAAGAGGACAGAGGCAUAGCACGAUAUCGAUGGGCGAUGUCACAGUUGUGCAGUGAUUACUUCUUUGUAUGCCCAGUUGCUGAGAUUGCUGCAAAGGUGGCUGAAGCGGGGAAUCCUGUGUACGCUUACUUGUUUACUCACCACACCCCUGGCUCCUUUUGGCCCGAAUGGAUUGGGGCGCCCCACGGUGCUGAGCUGCCUUACUUAUUUGGAACCCUUGCAUCAGUGCUGAGACCCAAUCAGACAUAUACGGAGGCUGAGGCUGCACUGAGCCGAAAGAUGAUGCGCUACUGGGCAGGGUUUGCCAGAAAUGGGAAUCCCACGGGGUCAGCAGCCAGUGAGGUGCAGUGGCCACUCUACAACGCCACAGAGCAGAACUUCUUCCACCUUGGCACUGAGCCGCCCCAGGUUGUACAGACAUCCCCUGCUCGAUAUUGUGGUUUCUUGGAAGCACAAAAGGCUGCCCAGCCAAACAAAGCCAAAGGAGACCCUGUUUCACCAAGCAAGGAGGAAGAUGGGAAGGAAUCAAUAACUGAAUAGGAGGAAUUUCCAUGGAAGGUGCUGCUGAGCUUGAACAAAAAACAUUUUCAACAGGCCUGGAAAAGUGACAAGAUAAGCAGAAGAAAACUUUCUGUACUGAUCAAUAAGGCUCCAUUGCCUAUACAGGACUUGCUAGGAAUGAUCUCAUUAACAAAGAUAUAAUUAAAGCACAAGCCUAAUUAUGUUGUAUGAGUGUACAUAUUUCCAUGUGUAUGACUGUACCUAUGUCAUUUUAAAAGUGAACUUGGGUACAGGCCCCUCAAAUGCAUGAUAUAACUAGGAAGUGUGUUCACUGUAAUGUGUGAAUAACUGUACCUGUGUACAGAUCUGUGCCUGCGUACACUGUACACUCAUAUGAGUGUUGAACAUAAUGUGUGAAUAGGGCUGUGCAGUUGUGUAUCCAUGACACUCAUGAUCCUUGUGGCUGAGCACCCAGCAAAGGAACUGUUUUAUAGUUUUGAGAACAGCCUGUGUUUUUUCUAGCUGCUUGGCAUCCAUAGUACACAGAGAAAGCCAAUAAGCAUAUCUUGGAAGUUCCUUGUGUAAAUAUAUUGGUAUGAAACAUGACAUCUAAAAUUGAAAUUUGAAUUAAGUAUUGGGAAAUAUCAA
Molecule: messenger RNA, 2525 nt
Organism: Hemicordylus capensis (graceful crag lizard)
Lineage: Eukaryota; Metazoa; Chordata; Lepidosauria; Squamata; Cordylidae
Product: cholinesterase-like
Exons: 5
Coding region: 207-1916 (569 amino acids)
Biological process (GO): choline metabolic process; acetylcholine catabolic process
Cellular component (GO): plasma membrane
Molecular function (GO): acetylcholinesterase activity
Source: RefSeq, a predicted model, not a curated record